AAGCUGUAGUGAAAAGGGCCGUAGAGCGGAGUGCGACUGUGUCCAUGGCACAACUAUGAGGACGAGCCGACUGACGCCCGCGGAUGUAGGAACAACUUAUCAUCGCUUAUCCUCGGGGAGUGCGACUAAGAAACAGCUUUGGUGGAAGUACAUUUGAUGCGAUUUAAGCUGAAAACACGGAUGAACUGACGAUAUUUCCACGUUCACGGUUAGUCAAUUCUAGUUGAAGAUCGCGCAACUUUGCUCUAUUAAAAUGGCCGUUCAUGGCAAUUCCUUAAUGCCUUUUUCCAUCCAAGCCAUCCUGAACAAAAAGGACGACAGUCGACACUUUGCUGAGGUUGACAUGUGCUUCUCUAAGGCAGCGUGCUGGAAAAUAUUUGGUGAUAUGAACAGUGUUUCUCGAAGAGACGACGGCGAAGUUUGUGAACGCGCGGACCAGAAGAUCUACGAUUCUGACUCGGGACUGAGCGACGACACCGAGAGCAAACCUCUGUCUGCGUGUAAAUCUGAGAAAGAUGCGGACAAUGUGUCAGAUAUUCCAGAAGAAAGUCUGCACGAAGAGACGGACCACGAGUCCACGUGUGUGGAACACACUAAAAGUGACAGCGAGCCCAAUAACGCAACAGAUUCAAGCACAAUGGAGGACAAAAGUCUUGACCAGCCCAAACAGAGGAAGAAGCGCUCCAGAGCGGCCUUCUCACACGCGCAAGUCUUUGAGCUGGAGCGUCGCUUCAAUCACCAGCGGUACCUGUCAGGUCCGGAGCGGGCGGACCUAGCGGCUUCUCUCAAACUCACAGAGACUCAGGUGAAGAUCUGGUUCCAGAACCGCAGGUACAAGACCAAGCGGCGCCAGAUGGCCGCUGACCUGAUGGCCUCCACUCCAGCGGCCAAGAAAGUGGCAGUGAAGGUUCUGGUGAGAGACGACCAGAGACAGUACAGCCCGGGAGAGAUCCUACGGCCUCCGCUGCUCUCACUGCAGCCGCCUUAUUACUAUCCAUAUGCGUACUGCCUACCUGCGUGGACAUUAUCUGCAUGCACUGGCAAUCAGUGAGAACACCUCCAAUUAGAUCAUAUUUAUUCAUUUGUUUUAUUCCACUGAUCUAUAGGAAAUUGAACUGUUUAAAGAGGAGAUACAAUUCCUUUUAUAAACAAAAACCUCAUCUUCCAUUGGCAGUGGUAAAACGUCUCCUUCUCCAAAGUGAACUAUUGGCCGAGGACUGUGUGUCAGUGUGUAAGCCUCUGAAGGCCUUUUCUGGAGUGGAGCUGUGGUAAACAUCAUUCUGACUGAAAGGAAAAAAAAAAACAUGUUUGGUUUCUAUUUGAGAUUCACCUUCCUACCUCUGCAGUGGCAACAGGCAAAAUCUUUGUAUUAUAGAAUGUAUCUUUUGUGUUUGGAAAGGUAUAAAAAUCUGCACUUUGAGCUUAAACACAUUAUUUCUAUGUUAAUUAUAAACGUUUUUAUUUUGUAUUCAUGCAUCAGGCUAAACUAUGUAGCUGAAAGGGACCAAAACAGACAAACCCUCUAAAAUGUAUGUGCUGUUUGAAACUAUUAAAACAUAUCUACAUAUCUUUUUUUUU
Molecule: messenger RNA, 1578 nt
Organism: Periophthalmus magnuspinnatus
Lineage: Eukaryota; Metazoa; Chordata; Actinopteri; Gobiiformes; Gobiidae
Gene: nkx3-2
Product: NK3 homeobox 2
Exons: 2
Coding region: 254-1051 (265 amino acids)
Biological process (GO): regulation of transcription by RNA polymerase II; cell differentiation
Cellular component (GO): nucleus
Molecular function (GO): RNA polymerase II cis-regulatory region sequence-specific DNA binding; DNA-binding transcription factor activity, RNA polymerase II-specific
Source: RefSeq, a predicted model, not a curated record